Molecule: messenger RNA, 1005 nt
Organism: Herpailurus yagouaroundi (jaguarundi)
Lineage: Eukaryota; Metazoa; Chordata; Mammalia; Carnivora; Felidae
Gene: CT83
Product: cancer/testis antigen 83
Exons: 2
Coding region: 225-605 (126 amino acids)
Source: RefSeq, a predicted model, not a curated record
CGUAGCGCCCUCACGGAAGCGCUCAAUUGUGAGGGCGGCACGCGCCUGUUAGACUAUGUGAAGCCAAAGGCUGAGGCGACUCCCAGUUGCACCGAGCGGUGCGGGACGCUUAGCAUCGUGGCCCGUGGCUUCCAUACUCGGGGGGACGACUAGGGUCCCCUGCUUCCCAACUGCCAGUCUUGUGCCUCCGUGGCCUAGAGGGGAGGAGAGGCCGAAGAGAAAACAUGAGCAUGCUGUUGCUUCUACUGAGUUUUAUCGUGUUCGCUUUACUGCUUGUCGUCUGGAAGAGCCGCUUUCAGAGCAGCGUUGGUGAAAUGUCAUCCAGUUCGACCUCUCUUGCACUAGUAAGAGCAACCUCUUCUACUGGGUCAACUAAGAGCAAUACUGAUAAUCUUUCAGUCGACAGCAUCUCUCGUGGUAUCUUAAUUAAUUCCCCACACACGAUAGCCAUGCAGAAGCGAAUAUUGAUAAACCUCAGGAUCGUGGAAUACAAGCUGGCUGAAUUGGAACAUUUCCUAAUUAUCAAGGGUUUAAAUGGUACAUUAGCUAACUGUAAAUCCACUGACAGGCUUAGAGAAUGUAAUGAGAGUGAAGGCAAUCAUUAAAAGCACUUUGAGUGAAUUCAUUUGAUUAUAUGUAUUCAUACCACAUGAAUUGUUGUUUAGAAGGGGAGGGGUUGCCAAGUCAGGUACAAAAUCCAGACAUUUAUAAAUUCGCUUUUACUGACAUUUAAAGAAUUGAUUACAUGUUUUAUAUGUGUAUACAUCUAUAUAUAUAUUAUAUAUAUGUAAAUAUGUUAUUUAAUAUGUAUAAAUGUUUAUUAUAUAUUUAUAUAAAAUAGAUAAACGUACUGGGCAAGGAAUGAAAGCACAAUAGAGAAUAACAGGUCCAAAGGUUUGCUUUAAAAAAAUAAGCUACAGUAAAAAUAUAGUUAAGAUAUAGUGAUUUUAAUUUCAUUCACGUGUGAAAAAGAGUUUUGGUGUACAAUAAAAUAUUGCAAAUGUC